AUCAGCAGCUGGCUUCCGUUCCUGCAGUAAAAGAGCUCUCUCACCCGCACACGACCUCUCAAUCUCUUUCUUUCUUUCUUUUCUUCCAUCUCUCGUGAUCCAAACCCCUCCUCAAAACUUCUUUCAAACGACACAAUACGAUAAGAUGCCUCGCAUGGUAGCACCACCGCCCUCGGGCGAAUUCAACAUCACCUUGAUCCGUCCCUUCUCAGGUAAAGCAAUCAAUCCCCAAACCCACCAACCAUCCCUCUUACAAUCUCCAGGCCCCCCGGAAUCGCACAUCGAAAUCCUCGGCCAACCCAACCGCCCCGCCGUCGUGCGGCGAACAAACUACACCUCCGGCACCGCAACCAACGAAAAAGCAGGCGAUGUGCCCAAAGACGAUGUGGAAGAAUUGAUGUCCCUCGUGUCCGCCGUGCGCGGCUUCCCCAGCCACGAAACGAAAGAUGUGUUCGGCGAGGAUGCCAGGCUGGAAUUGACGACGUUUGACAUCCAGUGGGCGAAUGCUGAGGAGGGGGGUGCGGAGGGUGCGGAGGGUGUGGAGGGGGAGCAGAGGGAGGAGUUUGCGCGCGUGGUGCAGAGUAUUGAGGCGUUGGCGAGGGAGUUUGCGAAGAGGGAUGCGGCGGUUUAAGGGAUGUGAUGGGAUCGACGUCUGCGAGAGUAACUUGGGUACUAGCGGCUAUGCAUGUGGUUGGAGUGACCAUAACCUAGGGAUAAGCCUCGAGUCCAGUCUUUGUGAUCGAUGGCUCCCCGCUGUAGUGUCUUCCACCCUGACAGUCUCGCCCUUCUCCACGUCGCUGCCCGACCCAUCAUUUGCAGAGCUACCGACUUCCUUGCUUUCGGAGUGGGCAACGGGCUGGAUGCCGACUUCAGUCGUCGAGAACUUGUCGGCCGGGACGCGGUACGCGGGAUGAAGUUGACGGCAAGAGGGUAGGUCCACGCCGAGAGGAAGAAACACUGCCUCCAAGUCAGCACGUCACAGCAACACAAAAGCACCACGUUCCGCCAAUCACUUACCAGCGGUA
Molecule: messenger RNA, 1025 nt
Organism: Neohortaea acidophila
Lineage: Eukaryota; Fungi; Ascomycota; Dothideomycetes; Mycosphaerellales; Teratosphaeriaceae
Exons: 2
Coding region: 146-631 (161 amino acids)
Source: RefSeq, a predicted model, not a curated record